Molecule: messenger RNA, 1089 nt
Organism: Rasamsonia emersonii CBS 393.64
Lineage: Eukaryota; Fungi; Ascomycota; Eurotiomycetes; Eurotiales; Trichocomaceae
Product: Cell cycle-associated protein Mob1-1
Exons: 4
Coding region: 1-1089 (362 amino acids)
Biological process (GO): signal transduction; cell division; positive regulation of protein phosphorylation
Cellular component (GO): cytoplasm; nucleus
Molecular function (GO): protein kinase activator activity
Source: RefSeq, a predicted model, not a curated record
AUGGCGACCUUCUUCCAGAGCGUUUUGCUGUCAAGUCGCCAGGGGUUUGGCCGUGGUGGUAACAACAAGAACAACAAUAACAAUAACAACAAUAAUAACAAUAAUAACUCCUCACCCAAGAUGAACAACGGCAACCAGAAUCAGCAGUCUAGCGCUGUGGCAUAUCCCCAACAGGCAUCUGGGGCCCCUGGCACACCUGGCAUCCCUCCUUCUCCAUCAGUCACAUCUAAUAUGUCCAAUCUGUCUAUCGAUGGUCCAUCCAAUAAUGAAGAUACUCCCAAGUACUUCUUCCAGGAGAGAUACGCGCCGUUGAAUGUUAAGGGAAACUUCUUGACCCUCUGUGCUUGCCCCAAGAAUGUUGAGCUAGGAGAAUGGCUGGCCCACCAAAUUGUUGAGCAGUAUCGCCUACUUCACGGUAUGCUGCAGGUUAUACAGGAGGUGAACACUGUCACUGGGUUACCUAUUUGCAAUGAGAAUACCUGUCCUACCAUGUCUGCUGGCCGUCUUACAUACACCUGGCUUGUGGAUGGACGUGCGGCCAAGAUCUCAGCACCCAAAUUCAUCAAUCGCGUGGAGAAGUGGAUUGUCAGCAAGAUUCAUGACCCUGUCAUGUUUCCUACAGACCCUCCCCAGACGGCACCGCAGACCUUUACGUUGCAGUCCCUCCCAUCUGAGGAUGGCUCCACACCCCCUGAUACGAACAAGAAUAACGCGGAAUCAAAUGCAGUUACCCAGGACUGGAUUGGCAAGUCGAGCGGUUUCCCCCCGACCUUCUACAAAGACUGCCAGGGGAUCAUGAAGCAGAUGUUCCGCUGCUAUGCCCACCUCUACCACGGGCAUUGGCUCGACCCGUUCUGGAACAUCAACCGUCAUGAGAUGCUCAACAUGUGCUUUGUUCACUUCGUUACUGUCGCCAAGUACUAUCGGCUCGUCGCCGACAAGGAGAUGGAGCCGAUGCAGCCUCUCAUCGACCUGUUUGUGAAGCAGGAGAAGAUUCCUCCCGAGGCUCUCGCUGGCCACUGGGCGUCUCAAGAGGCUUCUGCUCCGGCUCCUGCUCCGGCUUCCGCUCCCGCUACCACUUCUGCAUGA